This is a messenger RNA of Yamadazyma tenuis ATCC 10573, 2080 nucleotides long. The record is from RefSeq and is a predicted model, not a curated record. NCBI's taxonomy places the organism in Eukaryota, Fungi, Ascomycota, Pichiomycetes, Serinales, Debaryomycetaceae.
CAUUUAAAAUGUCAUACCAAACGGAUUCUUCCAUGAAGGCGGUGAUAUAUCGCGGGCCAUAUGACUUCCGUGUUGAGACAGUGCCACGGCCUCAGAUAGGCGGGCCUACUGACGUGAUUUUACAGGUAAAGCACUCAGGUAUAUGUGGAACUGAUCUCCAUACUUACAGAGGGAACCUCAAGUCUGUGCAACCCGGUCAAGUUUUGGGUCACGAGUUUACUGGUACCGUGGUGGCAGUGGGCGAUAGAGUCCUCGGGUUUGUUCCUGGUGAUACUGUUGUGAGCACCUUCACCAUUCAAUGUGGAGAGUGCUGGUACUGCAAAAACGGUAAGUCAGGUCAAUGUGACAUCACCAACACGUUUGGAAAAACUGGGUUACCAGGUGGCCAGGCCGAGUAUGUGCGUGUGCCGUUUGCAGAUAACACGUUGGUGAAGAUCCCGGAAAUGGAUGUUUCGUAUGUGAUGAUGGCUGAUAUUUUCACCACGGGCUACUAUGGGGUGAAGAAGAUUGUGGACCAAGUCCAGCAUGUGGCCAAGGGACAUGCCCCCAAACCUCUCGACCAAAUCGAAGUGUUGCAAUUGGGAUUAGGGCCUGUUGGAGAGUGUGCUCUUCAGGUGAUGAAGUAUUUGGGUUUCAAAAACGUCACUUGCGUAGACAAUGUUCCCGAUCGGUUGAAGAAAGCGGAGGAGCUUGGGUUUAAGCCAGUGAACUUUGACGAUGGCGCAGAUACACUUGGCGAGUACGACUAUGUAUUGGAAGUGGUUGGUUCGUCAUCUGCCUUGAAGACAGCAUUUGACCAUGUCAGGAGAGACGGGUUGAUUUCAUCGCUCGGAAUGGGGCACGAGCCAUUGCCCUUCACCGCCAUGGACUGCUAUUUGAAGAACAUCAACUUGUCGUUUGGCAGGUGUCAUGCGUGGUCGUUAUUUCCAGAAGCACUUGAAAUUUUUCAGACCUUGAAGGGCGAGUUCCGUGAUUUUGUGGACACGGUGAUUCCAGUGGAAAAGGCAGCGGAAGGGUACCGCAAGUUCGAUGCCCAUGAGGUGAAUAAGGUAGUGAUUGAGUUUUAGACGCCCAAAGCAAUAACCUGUAUUGAUUUAUAUAGUACAUACUAAAAUUUAAACAACUCACUUGACUUGGGCAGUAGGAGGAGGCUGUUCGGGCCGGCUGUAGUUAGUGCCCAGCUCACCCGCAGGGUACACCGGUGGAGGAUCAGCAUAUCCCGAGUCUCCAGUCUGUGGUUGGUACUGUUGCUGAUAACUUUGCUGCUGGUUACCGUAGUUCUGGGAGGUUCCACCAGCAUAGGCCUGUUGAGGAUAGGUAGGGUUCUGACCCUGACCCGGGGCACCAUAUUGGCCUUGGGCCUGUGGCGGGUAUGGAGGUUGCUGAGUGUUGUUUCCUGUUCCAAAGAAGUUCCAUCCCUGAUUGGGUUUAGCACCAGUAUAGUACUGGUUGUUGUCACUGAUAAAUUGGCGUCUUUUUCUUCUUCUCUUCAAGAGUACAUACAGCAAAACGCAGACGAGCGGAAUGACUAUAAGAAAUAUAAGCCAUAAACGUCUGUUAAUAGUGUUGUGAUUCCUGCUGUAAAAGUAAUACCGUUUUUCAAUUGGUAAGAACAUGGUAUUGUGAAAGCAACUGUUUGUUGUACUGAAUGUCAAGAGUGAUGAGAAAGUGUGGGCGCACGACUAUCCCUGGAUAUGUUUGUGGAAUGAGCUAGGGAGGUCGGAAAAACCUAGUAGAGCUGAGUAGAUACUAUAAACUGCCCGUAGUGUGGCCUGAGGGUGUAUUAGGUGGUUCAGAAGGUUCAGGUGCUGAAUAGCGCGUAGUUAGCAGUCGCGGCUAAGCCCGGACGAGUUGCGAUUGAGUGCAGCUUGGCAUGAUCACGUGGAAAUGGGAUCACUUGGUGGUGUAAUAGGAGAGCUGGGCAGGCGAUAGCCAUGCUGGGAAGCCAUCAACAGCCACGAUGGGUCUUCAACAGAUGGCUUUUGUGUGCAUGCAUUUGCAAUAAUUGGACUGUACAAUUAAUUGGUACAGAUGCAUUAAUUAAAUUUCAGCUGCAAUAAAACAACCUCAAUUUAAUUUC